AUGGCCUCGUCAGGUCCAUCGUCUUCCAUGUUCGCCCUUUUGGUUGACAUCUGGAGGCACCUAUCCCUUCGCAGCGACGUCGACGAUAUCAUACUCGAAUUACUCGGCCGUUUCUCCCUGGAACGGAUCCACGCCUGCGUCACCUCUCCCUCCGAGAACAACAAGCAGGCUUACCAGCGUCUCGUGACGGCGCUUCUCUCCCAGCUCAACGUCAUUUUUUACCUCCAACGUCUCACCCUGCCCUCGGAAUCCCGCCAGGUCAGCCGCUUCCUGGGCUUCCUCGUCAGCUGGGAGGUGGCUCUUCGUUCUGCCGAGUUCGUUCUCCAGGUUGUCACCGAGGGACGCGAUAGCCUCUGGGACGCCCGAUCUAUCAGGGACAAAUGCCUACCCGAGUUUCUACUCUCUGUCCUCCGUUUCCUCUCCCUCCACCCUCGCCCUCCCGCGAACCAACGAGUGAGAGACCGCCGCGACCGCUUUGCCCGCAUUCACAAGUCGCUCGAACUCGUCGCCGACGCCUACCCAGGCCCCAAAUCUUUCCUGCUGGCCGUAUGUCAGGAGGUUACCGGCCAUCUUCAGGAAGAUUCCAAUGCUUUUGCGCUGCCCCAUCGAAUGCGCCACGAAUUGCCCAAUUUGGCUUCGGAAUUGUAUCCCCUUCCACGUUGCUUGCUGCCCCCCUACAUUUCAGACCUCGUGCCAAGCUACGAACUCCCAGUCGACUGGCUGGCCCAGUUCUUAGCUCUGCGCGACGUCUCUCAUUUCGUCGUCGGUGCGUCCAUCCAGUACACCGCCAACCAGGAGUCCCGCGACCUGCGGCUCCAGACGUCGUCGGCAAAGGUUCGCAACGCCGUCCUCAACGCCGCCAACAACCUUCGCCUCCCCCGUCCCCUUUCAAAGACCGACCUCCUAGCCACCUUCGAUGCGACUUUCCGUAUCAUCCUCCCCGACACCCUUGACGUUUCGCGGCGCGCCUCCAAUGGCUCGCACGUGGACGAUGAUGAGCUUGACGCGUUGAACCACUUCCGUGAGAGGCUCAGCCAGCGACAGGCCAUCCACCGCGUGAGCGACGUCGACCUCGCCAACGCCGUGACCCAAGUCACGAGGGAAAUCCUAGCCCAGGAUGACCCGUCCGGGGGCCAAUGUCCCAUCACGGCUCAUCCCAGCUUAUACGUGCUGAAUUGCUCGGCUUGCCAUGUGGUCGGAGGAACACAACUGAGGUCGGAUGGUCUCAAGCUUCCGCUCGACCCUGGAGAGUCCCUCGAGAUCCGCAUCCCCUCUUCUUCCAGCUGUCCUACCUGCGGCCAAACCGUGACCUUGGCCCGUGAGGUGUCCCUAGCCAGGAGAGCGUGGGACCGCCUUCGCCACUUCGAGCCCGAUGUCGAGGCCAUCAACGUCGAGCGACACCUGCCGGCGCAAUUUCAGACGGGCCCGCCGAGGCUUGACGCAGGCGGAGUAGCUCGGGAGACUCGAGCUCCGCCUCGCAUUACACCCGCUCUGACUCUCAAGCGGCCUCGUCUCCUCCUGCUCAUCUGUCCACCGCCGCCACGUACUUCUCACCCGAUGCCUUUCAGUGUAAUGGCCUUUCAGCACGUCAGAGUUCCGCCAACAUUCAUGGAAAGGGCAGUAUCUCCGAUUCUUCUCAACAACCACAACCACAACCACAACCACAACCACAACCACAACAACAACAACAUCAACAACAGCCAGCGGACCCUCCCGAAGCCAAGAACCUUCCAUGCCGCCAGCGACCAGUCGUCGCUUCUUUCCCCUACCGAUACCACUGGCAUGCAUUCACCAAGGACCGCCGAGAAAGCCAAGUCGCGUUGGAAACUGCCCUUCACCAGCUCGUCCAGGAGACAGCCUUCGGUGGCUGUCUCGGGAGGAGACUCGAGCUCUCUGUCGUCCACAACAGCCGAGGAUCACAAGCUGGAGGAGAUCCCGUUGGGACCUUUAGUUUCAAGUCAAAAGACAUCUAGCAAAAGCAGCAAAAGCAAAACGGCGAAAAACAUCAUCAACGUCCACCUCUCGCGGAGUUCGACCUUGGCGCUCUUUUGGACACAACUCUCCAUACAACUAUGGGACGUCGGCACUUCCCCUCCCACCAUGGCUCGGUCAAUCUCUACUGCGAGUACUUGCAUUCUGGCUGCAGUCGGCCAACGCUAUCUGGCCUACAUUAUCGGGACCAGGGACCAGAAACUGACGGUCCGUCUUGUAAACCUCGUCCAGCCGUCAUCUCCCGCCGUCGAGUAUCGCAUACCUUCGUCGCCCUGGUGCAAAAGCAUCGCCAUCGACCCGCAAGAGAAAAACGUCGUCGUAGGCUUCGAGAACUCGGUCGUCCGCUCCUUCAAAACCACAACAGACUCGGAACAACCCCAAGAAUUCCGUUUACACGAUCAUUAUCACCCGGAGGGCCGCGCAUCCCCAUCCGUCGACACUCUGGCCUUUUCCGACGACGGCCUGUCCCUCGUUGCCAGCACCAGAAGUGCCAAGAACGGCACAAUACAAGUGUACCUUUCGCGGUUCCCCUUUCUGGACUUCCAGGAGCUGGUGACGUGCCGGUACCCCGUCCCGCUCCACGAGUCAGAGGAUAACGGGGUGACGUCGGCGAUAUUCCGACCGGGGCCGGCCCACGAAGCCGAGAACCUCGUCUGCAUCUCUACUUGGACUCAGUCCGGCACACCCGUGCUGAUCCAGCCCCAAGACGGCCAUAAGAGCGAGAUCAAGACCGAGCCGUCCUGCCGUCAGGGGAAGCUCGGAAGUCGUAUACAGUGCGCCGCCUUCUCACCUUCAGGCAGGGAGUUGGCCAUGGUGAAUGACAAGGGGCACCUAUACCUUGUCUCCAACCUGGACUCGAGCCCCGUGGAAAUCGUCAAGAAGGCGACAUCUAAGGAGCUGACGGCGAAAUCGGCUUCGUUUUCCAUGGCGUUUAUGACGUUGGCCGAGGAGGAAUCCGUGGUGCUGGCCUGGGCUGAUGCUUCAAAGGCAACAGCCUGGGUUAAGAAGAUUCCAGCAACCCAUCGGACCGAAAGUAGUGCACCGGAAGCUUCCGACGUUGUUUACGUCGGAUCGGCCGCUCAACCCCGGACCCAACAACAUCAACAACAACACUCAAAACAAGCCGACGCCGAGUUACCGGGGAACCUUGCGAUAAGCGCCGAACUGCCCGGAGAAGGAAUACAGUCUCCGGUGGAACUUGCGACGCCGGACCAGGUUCCACCGUUUGAGCGGUUCAGUAAGACCCAGAGGAGACAGAGAGACGUUUUAGGUCGGAAGGCCGAGCACUUUACCAGUGGGAGUUAG
This is a messenger RNA of Sodiomyces alkalinus F11, 3297 nucleotides long. RefSeq lists its product as hypothetical. Lineage: Eukaryota; Fungi; Ascomycota; Sordariomycetes; Glomerellales; Plectosphaerellaceae. Gene Ontology annotation, molecular function: protein binding. The record is from RefSeq and is a predicted model, not a curated record. The coding region runs from base 1 to 3297 and encodes 1098 amino acids. The transcript is spliced from 7 exons.